This is a messenger RNA of Gasterosteus aculeatus aculeatus (three-spined stickleback), 5444 nucleotides long. It is a transcript of the gene mtmr4, whose product is annotated as myotubularin related protein 4. Lineage: Eukaryota; Metazoa; Chordata; Actinopteri; Perciformes; Gasterosteidae. Gene Ontology annotation, biological process: regulation of autophagy; phosphatidylinositol dephosphorylation. Gene Ontology annotation, cellular component: membrane; cytoplasm. The record is from RefSeq and is a predicted model, not a curated record. Gene Ontology annotation, molecular function: phosphatidylinositol-3-phosphate phosphatase activity; phosphatidylinositol-3,5-bisphosphate 3-phosphatase activity; metal ion binding.
UGGCUCGCAGCAACUCCUGAGAAGGACAAGCGGUGUGGGGGGGCAGUGGAGGAGCGGCAGGCAGAGGAGUUUGGAGCGGACCAGGGGUGGACGGGCUCCGGCAGGGAGGAGAAUGGGUACGCCGGCUCCUCGUGCUGCGGUCGCGCUGCUGCUCUGUAGGCUGCGUGUCACUCCGGCACAGCUCCGCCUCUCCUCGACAUGAGCUUCGCAGGGAGGGUGUCCUGCUCCAUGCUCAACUGCUUUGGUGAAGAAGGGCCUCCCAGCCUGGAGUAUAUCAAGGCAAAGGACCUGUUCCCCCAGAAAGAGCUGGUGAAGGAGGAUGAAAGCCUUCAGGUGCCAUUCGCUGUUCUUCAGGGGGAAGGGGUGGAAUAUCUUGGCUAUGCCGAUGAAGCCGUCAUUGCCAUUUCCAACUACCGGCUCCACAUCAAGUUCAAGGACUCUGUCAUUAACACCUACCCAGGUGUGGAAAGUAAGAUAUCUGUGCCUCUCAGGCUCAUAGAGAACGUGGAGAGCAGGGAUAUGUUCCAGCUGCACAUCAUCUGCAAAGACUCCAAAGUUGUCCGAUGCCACUUUGCAACGUUCAAGCAAUGCCAGGAGUGGGUCAAGCGCCUGAACCGGGCCGCAGCUCACCCGUCCCGCCUGGAGAACCUGUUCGCGCUGGCCUACCACGCGUGGUGUCUGGGAGGCAACGUUGAUGACGAGGACCAGCACAUUCAUCUCUGCCGCCCAGGUGAUCACGUCCGUCAGAGAAUGGAAAUGGAGGUCAAGCGGAUGGGCUUCGACACACAGAACGUCUGGAGAGUGUCAGACCUAAACUGCAAUUUCAAGCUUUGCUCCAGCUACCCACAGAAGCUCCUGGUUCCAAUCUGGAUCACAGACAAGGAGCUGGAGAGUGUGGCUUCUUUCAGAUCCUGGAAGAGGAUCCCUGUGGUAGUCUACAGGCACCAGAAGAACGGGGCAGUGAUCUCCCGAUGCAGCCAGCCUGAAAUCAGCUGGUGGGGCUGGAGGAAUACUGAUGAUGAGUACUUGGUGACCUCUAUCGCCAAGGCGUGUCAGAUGGACACCGGAGGCAGGGAUACCUGUGGAGCACUAGCCUGCCGACAGCGCGGGGAAGCUCACGACUCCUCCGAUAGUGAUUUUGACUCCUCUCUGACGGGCGGCUCCGGCUGCGAUGAAAGAACUGUGCCACAGAAGCUGCUGAUUCUGGAUGCUCGCUCGUACACCGCUGCAGUGGCCAACCGAGCCAAGGGCGGAGGCUGCGAAUGUGAAGAGUACUAUCCCAACUGCGAGGUGAUGUUCAUGGGAAUGGCCAACAUCCACGCCAUCAGGAACAGCUUCCAGGCUCUGAGGACCGUCUGCAGUCAGAUCCCGGAUCCAGGGAACUGGCUUUCGGCACUUGAGAGCACCCGUUGGCUGCAGCACCUGUCCGUCAUGCUGAAGGCGGCCACUCUGGUUGGUUCUGCGGUGGAGAGGGACGGCCGUCCUGUACUGGUGCAUUGUUCGGACGGGUGGGACCGCACACCCCAGAUUGUAGCCCUCUCCAAGAUCCUGCUUGACCCCUACUACAGGACAUUAGAGGGCUUCCAGGUGCUGGUGGAGACUGAGUGGUUGGACUAUGGUCAUAAGUUCGGGGACCGCUGUGGCCACCAGGAGAACGCUGAUGAUGUCAGCGAGCAGUGUCCCGUCUUCCUGCAGUGGCUGGACUGUAUUCACCAGCUGCUGAAACAGUUCCCGUGCCUAUUCGAGUUCAACGAGGCCUUCCUGGUCAAGUUGGUGCAGCACACAUACUCGUGUCUUUACGGGACCUUCCUGUGUAACAAUGCUCGCGAGAGGGAGAUGAGGAACAUCUACAAACGCACCUGCUCUGUGUGGUCCCUGCUUCGCAACGGAAACAAGAACUUCCAAAACUUCCUCUACAUCCCCAGUCACGAUAUGGUUCUGCAGCCAGUGUGCCACACGCGGGCUUUACAGCUGUGGACAGCUGUGUACUUGCCCACCUCGUCCCCCUGUACCGCUGUGGACGAUUCCAUGGAGCUCUACUUCCCCCAGAGUGUCACCGGAGAUGAACUCCGCUCCCUGGACAGACUUCCCAAGACCCGCUCCAUGGACAACUUGCUAUCCGCUUUUGAGAACGGGGUGGCUCUGACACGAACCUCCAGCGAUCCAAAUCUCAAUAAGCACUGCCAGGAGGGCCGCACUGCCCCAGAGUCCUCCCCAACAGUUGAAGAAACCUCUGCCGACCUGUCUGAGGAGGUCAAACCUGACACCAGCCUGGACAGAAAUGAGGGGGAAGCUCUGCUAGAGAGUCCUUCCAAGACCCCCGAGGGUGUCCUGGGUGCCGAGAGCUGUGAGGACACAAUGGAGGAGCCCUGUCUCACCACACAGCCCCUGCCCUCUCUGCCCCUGUCCCCGGUUCUACUGGGUAAGGAUGUUGCACUUGCUCACACUCCCUCCCCCACUCCUGUCCUUCAACAUCCUUGGCCCCAGAUAACCAACCCUCCACCACCGCUGGAGGCCGAGAGCCCCCGUAGGACUGGCGAAAGCACAGCCUCACCCACUCACAGAUCAGAGCCCUGCUUACCUCUCCGCUGCAAGGGCACUGAGCCCGCAGCCGCAGCCCCCACCUCGCUGCUGAGCGGCCACCCUGAGGGGCAAGAAGACGGUUCCCCAGAAUCUGCACAUCUGCUGGCUCUGAAGCCGCAAACGACGCUCCUGCCCAUGGAGGACUCCACAGAGACUCUCACAGGUGAUGGAGACCUCCCGCCCACCCCGCCUCCCACAGUGAGCCCGGACCUCACCAAGAGUCAUCUGUACGACAAAGAGAAGCCGGAGUCGCAGCCACAGGUGCAACCCCCCGAGGAGAAAGAGGACACGAGGCCAGAUGGGGUGAGCGGAAAAGAGCCCGUGUUAACCGUUGCAGUAGCUCCCUUCGACAGUAACCAGGCAGCCCCCCGUCACCUGACGUCCCACAGCCCCUUCACCGACCUGUCCCUGCUGGGUUCCCACUGGGAGAGCGUCCAGGGUCUGGUGCAGUCCGCCUGCAGCAGUGCCAGUCACUAUGGCGUCAGCCGCGCCUGGCAGCACAACGCCUACCAGAGCCGCCGGCUUGCCUGCAAGCUCCUGCGCUCCCAGGGUGUCGCCGCGGCCAACGGCUCCCAGGUCUGCCGCAGGGAGGCCCUCUGCUACCCCAGCAGCCCCCUGCAGGCCCUGCAGUCCGCCGCCAGGAGCGCGGGCUACAGCGGCCUGUGCGCUCCGGCCGCAGCCGCCCUCAACAGCGCCUCCGUGGCGGGGCAUCAGCUCCUGCCGGCGUCCUACUCCUCGCUCUUUGCUUCCAGCUCCCCUCCCCCGCCCCAAGCCCCGGCCUACCUCGAUGAUGACGGGCUUCCCGUGCCCAUGGACGCCGUGCAGCAGAGACUACGGCAGAUCGAGGCAGGCUACAAGCAGGAGGUGGAGGUGCUGAGGCAGCAAGUGCGCCAGCUGCAGAUGAGGCUGGAGAGUAAACAGUACAGCAGCCCUCCCUCGGAGCCCGACAUCGACUACGAGGAUGACAUUACCUGUUUGAGAGAGUCAGACAACAGUAACGAGGAGGAUUCUCUCUCGACCCACAGUGAGGACCGCCUGUCUGAGGGCAGCUGGGAUCGAGUGGAUCGCAAAGACACAGAGGUCACAAGGUGGGUGCCUGACCACAUGGCCUCUCACUGUUUCAACUGUGACUGUGAGUUCUGGAUAGCAAAGAGACGUCAUCACUGCAGGAACUGUGGCAAUGUGUUCUGUAAAGACUGUUGUCAUCUGAAGCUGCCCAUCCCGGACCAGCAGCUGUAUGACGCCGUGUUGGUCUGCAACAGCUGCCACGACCUGCUGCUGGUGGCUCGAACCCGCGACAUCCGCAGCCAGCAGCUCAAGAAGGCCAUCGCCACCGCCUCCAGCUGAGAGAAGUGUCUUGUAGCGUGGCCCCGCCUUGGCUCUGUCCUGCUCCUUUUGGACCAAUUAGCUGAGCCCCCUCACUCCCCUCCCGCAGCGAGAAUUGUUACUCUUUGGGAGGCUCGGUCUGGGAACGGAGUUGCUCUGUGAGACUGUCUGAAGGAUGGAGAGGAGGAAAGGUGUGAGACGGAGAUGUGCCCGCACGGGGGGGGGGGGGUCCUGUAAAGAAAGACCCUUUCCAGGUUGAAGCACUGAGGCGUCGAGUGGCCUCCACACAGCUCCGUCCUCUAGCAGCGCCCUGUCCGAGACACACCUCCCCAUCCCGGCCCCCCCAUUAGGAGUCACGCACCUUUAGCACCAAACAUCUGCACCCUCCUUAUAGACACCGUCUCCUACUUCAGAGGACAAUCUACCACCCUUCCACGCGUCGGGGACUCCAAAGCCUUGACCCGUACUACUGGAGGCUUUCAACUAAAAGAAAAAAAUUGCUGCUACAGUAUUUAAAAGUCUAAUUUUGUAUUCUUAUUUUGUGCACUACUAGCUGUUGUGUGUGUGUGUGUGUGUGUGUGUGUGUGUGAGGGACUUUGAGACCAAACUUGGGCAAAAGGGAGAAAUCUGCUGUUUACUUUGUCGCUGCAUCGUUUUCUUGGGGCCUGAAUGUAAUAUGUAAUGGAUAACUGGAUCGAGUCUAUGUGCAUUUGGUGGGCCGUAUGUGUUCAUUGCUGCAAUGUGUUUUCAAAACGAUGUAUGUGCACCGUCCACGUGGUUCUGUCUUUUAUCAAUGCUUUUCGUGUGCAGGGACCGUUGGGAAGAGCAGAUUUCUGUAAUAUCUACUUCUGAUGUGAGAAUGUGACGUUGGAGGAUACCUUGAUGUGCCGGAGGGAAGUUUGUUUUGUUUUUGUCCGGUGGAGACGUGCGAAUGAAUGAGCGUCCACAUGAAGCUUGAUGUCCAUCUGACUGAUGACUCCUUCUCGGAUGGUGAGCUGGCAGUGAUGACUGCUCUGGAAAUGACUGAAUAAAGUGCUUUGAGUUUCCUGUUCCGUUGAGGGGAGUUUGGCCACAGUCCGCUUUUAAAAAUGUGUUUGUGUCUCCUGUUUUCUUCCUUGAGACGAUAGUGCCAUAUUAAGUUCUGUCUAAUUUUAAAGACUUUGUUCCCUUCUGGAUGGCAGCCGGUUUCUAAUUGGCCACCUAAUGUCUGUUCUAAAGUACAGAUAGUUAGCAGCUUAAUUGAGACAACUAAAGAUUAACAGGUGGUUCGGUUUGAUAGUGAGGCUCCCCGUUGCAAUGAAUGAUGAGAGAUGUCACUAAGUUAGUUAACCUGUGAGGUUAUCCAAUGUCUAAUAUUUGGAAUCUUUUCACACGGUGUUCAAAGUCCAAAUCUUUAAGAGGAACUCAGAAAUGUAACAUACAGAUUGAUCUGAUCCUGAGUGGUGGCUAAAACUUAUCACUUACUGAAUAAUUGUUGUUAAGAAAUGCACUGUAAAAGUCAAAUCCCAUGGGUUAAAAUAAAAGAUUAUAUCGUG